AUGGAGGGCGACGCUAGUGGAGGUAGAGAGGCAUUGGACAACACCAAUGGAGAUAGAGACCAGCCAUUGGGCGGCGCCCAUCUGGCCUCCAAGGGUCCAGACGACGUUGAUUCGGUUUCCAAUCUUGUGGGUGACCCCAUUCUAGUUGAGUUGGGCGACAUCAUUCAAGUUGCAAAGUUCUUGGGAUCGAUUCAAGGAAAGGGCGCCUAUGCAGCAGGCGGCGCCAAUGACCUCCUCGGCAUGAAAGGCGACACCGAAACAAGCCUUAUGGGAGUCGGUCUUGGCCUAGGCGACGCCAGGCUAUGUCUAGGCACUGACUUGGCUUACCCCAAGCAUCGUGGGUUUGCAGGGGCCCCAAUAGGCAUUGAUGUCAUUCAUUGUGAGCCUCCAAGCGGUUCCUCUUUUUGCAACAAUCUAGACAGUACUCGACCAAGCGGUGUUAGGUGUUCUCCUAGGUCACUAGAAGAUGGUAGAUCACGUCCUUGCAGUGAAGGCAAGAAACCUGGUGGCAAUGGUGACACUCGAAACUCUAUCAAAAGGAAAUAA
Molecule: messenger RNA, 546 nt
Organism: Ilex paraguariensis (yerba mate)
Lineage: Eukaryota; Viridiplantae; Streptophyta; Magnoliopsida; Aquifoliales; Aquifoliaceae
Source: the annotation of a GenBank genome assembly